This is a messenger RNA of Candida dubliniensis CD36, 3432 nucleotides long. It is a transcript of the gene FHL1, whose product is annotated as Fhl1p. Gene Ontology annotation, biological process: regulation of DNA-templated transcription; nucleotide biosynthetic process; nucleoside catabolic process. NCBI's taxonomy places the organism in Eukaryota, Fungi, Ascomycota, Pichiomycetes, Serinales, Debaryomycetaceae. Gene Ontology annotation, molecular function: DNA-binding transcription factor activity; protein binding; bis(5'-nucleosyl)-tetraphosphatase activity. The record is from RefSeq and is a predicted model, not a curated record. The transcript has a single exon. Bases 1 to 3432 code for a protein of 1143 amino acids.
AUGAGUCAUAUAGAUGGUGAUGAUCAUAUGACCCAAAAUCUUAUGGAUUCUCUACAAUCUAAAGAUAAUGAUUUAUCACUAGUAACAUCAAAUACCCAAAUCCCUGAUGUUGAAGUUGCCAAUUUGACUCAUGACACUGAUGAAAUUAAUCAACUUUUUGAUACUGCAACUACUACGGUUCUUCCAGAUAACAACAACAACAACAACAACAACAACAACAACAACAACAACAACAACAACAACAACAAGAGCAACAAACCAAUAAGUACUCAAGAGUUACAUGAAGAUGAUCCUAAAGCAGUGCCGAAACACAAAUCCACUACUUCAAACGAAGAAUCAACUUCCAAUAGCAAUUCUGUAUCUCCUAAACUCAUUCCAAAUGAUGGGAAAUCAACCCCUACAACCCAAAAAGAACUAAGGCGGAAAUCAACUUUUGUUCCUGUGACAUCAGAUUCCAAACUGUUAGAACCAUCAGAAGAUGAUAACACUAAUUCAAGAAUUUCAGCUUAUGCAAGAUUAGAUUUUGAAAAUUUCACAUUUUUCGUUCAAACUUUGCAAGUAGUAUUAGGAAGAAAAUCAAAUGAUGAAACAUUACAACAAAAUGUCGAUGUUCAUUUAUCUUCUAAAAAAGCCAUUUCUAGACGACAUGCAAAAAUAUUCUAUAAUUUUGGAACUCAAAGAUUUGAAAUCUCAAUAUUAGGUAGAAAUGGUGCCUUUGUUGAUAAUGUUUUUGUUGAAAAAGGUUUAACAAUCCCUUUGACAGAUGGUAAUAAAAUUCAAAUUGGCGAUAUCCCAUUCAAAUUUGUGCUACCUUCCAAUGAACCAAAUGAAGAAAAUAACAAUCAAAAUUCUUCAGAAAAACAAUUCAAUCCAUCUGAUGCUAUUAAUUUAAGAUCAAAUUUAUAUUCAAAAUCUUCCAGUCCUCAAUCAUCACCGAAAAAGAAAGUCCAGGUUUCCAAAAAAGUGAAGAAAGAGUCUAUAAGCGCGUCUGAUACUGCAAAGGAAACAAAACCUACACCAGGACCCGCUACCACUGCUAUAUCCCCCAAAUCAUCAUCAUCUCCAGCUACAUCAACUACCACAUCCACAACCACAGCUUCGACUUCGACUUCUGCGACUGCGCGGAAAAAUUCAAUCAAUAGAAGGAAUUCUCUACUAAAAAUUAGACGAUUAUCAAAUGCUAGAAGAAAAUCGUUAGCAGCCAAUGAUGAAAUUAACGAAUUAUUGAAAGAUUUAGGUGUUACAUCGAUUGACGCAAUAAAUGAAGAGGAUUCUGAAUUAUUAGAUGCACAAAUCCAAAGUUUAUUAGAUGAAGAUAGUGAAAAUUUGGGUGGAAUAGAAGAUAGUUUAAUGAAGUUGGCUGAAUUUAAUGAAUCAGCUAUUGAUGAUGGCGAUAAUGAUGAAGACGAUAAGAACAACAACGAUAAUAAUGACAAUAAUGAUCAACCAGAUAUAGACGGACUUGUGAAAUCCAUGGAACAUGAUGCUAUUGAUGAUGAAAUCAAAGCAAUAGAUUCAAACUUGACUUUAUUAGAUGAUGAAAUUGCUAAAUUGACACCUCUUAUUAAUGAUACUAAUCAAGGGUUAUUAGAAGAAAAAGAAACUAAAAAGAAACAAUUGGAAGAAGAAAAACGAAAGAAACAAUUACAACAAUUACAACAUAAGAAUUCAUUGGCGAAAUUUCCUCGUCGAUCAGCACCACUUAUGGGUAAACCUGCAUCAAUUCAACCACCGGCAUCAUCAUCAAUAUAUAGUCGUAUCAAUGGAUUAGAUAAGAUUGGCAAAAUAGUACCACCACGUCCACCACCACCAAAAUUGAUGGCUCCUGUGUUACGAGUUACAGCAGAACCAUCAGCUAUACGAUCUCGACCACCUCUUCGUGCCAUCACCGUUAGUGACUCAUCAUAUAUUGCUACUUUUUCCUAUCCUAAAACAAUUGAGGAACCUUCAAAAUAUCCUAAACCUAAAUUGAAAAAAGAACAUCACAAGAAACAAUCCAAGAAAGUUUAUUCUCUUGAUGAAAUACCAGAACCAUAUCGUUCGAAACCAAAUAUUGCUUUCCAAACCAUGAUUACUAAUGUUUUGAAAACUGAAGCAGCAAGAAAUGGAUUAACCAUCAAUGAAAUAACUGAAGCCAUUAAAGAAGUAUAUCCAUAUUAUAAAUAUUGUACUGAUGGUUGGCAAUUUUCUAUUAAUCAUUGUAUCAAAUUCACUAAGAUUUAUAAACGACUUCAAAAAAGAGGUUCGGAAUGGUUAUAUGCCAUGGAUGAACUUUAUAUAAAUGAACGUGAAAAUAUUAGAAUUAAACAAAGAGAAAUGGCUAAAGCUAAGGCUAAAGCUGAGGCGUUAAGACAAGAAGAAAUCCGACAACGUCAAAGAUUAGAAGCACAAAAGGCAUUACCUCAUAAUAUUGUUGGAAGAAAUUUUGCUCUGCCUUAUCCUAACACUAGAGUUCCACCAAAUCAAUACAACCAAUUUUCCCCGUCUUCUUCUUCUUCAUCAUCAUCAUUAUCAAAUGGUCAAUAUGGAUCAACAACAAUGGUGGGAGGAACAUCACCUCAAACAGGCACUAUUAGAGCUCAAUUAGCAGCUGUAAGAGGGAAUACAAAUACACCUCUGUCUCCAAAUCCUUCAUUACCAGCCAUGAAUGAUCCUAAAACUAAAAAAUCAUUAGAAUAUUUACAAAAGGAAUUAUUUACAUUAUACAAGGCAAGGAAAUUAACUUAUGACACUCAAACGGCAACAUCACUUAUCACUAAAGCAGUUGCUACCACUAUUGCUCAAGUUAAUAGUAUUGGUGCUAAAGCAGGAGCCGGUGAUAAUGCAUUAGUAUUUUUGGUGGAAAGAGCCCCUGAAAAAGUUAGUAAAAUUUUAGAUAUUGCAUUAACAAAAUCAAUUAAAGAACAUGAAGGAAUUGCUUCAAAAUCACCAAGUCAACCAGCAACACCUGGAAUGAGACCAGCACAACUCACCACCACAACUUCGCAAACAACAACACCACAAACCAGUAAUGUGCAAUCACUUCCUAUAAAACCACCAAUAUCAACUCCAUUACCACAACAAGUUAGUGGGGUAGUUAACCUUCCAGGGCCAAUUGCAUCACCAAAUAUAGGAGUAACUAGUGGGUCUGGUAAUUUAGGUACACCAACACCAACUACUAGUGUUACACCUGUUAUGCAACUGCCACAAAAGCCGGUAUCACCAGUGACUGUACCUGUGCCUUCAGCUCCUUUGGCAAGACCACCACUGUUUGGGAAGCCACCAGGAUUGAAACCAGAUUCAUUAGGUCGUCCUAAAGCAUUUGGGAAACCACCAGGUGCUGGUAGUUCAUUAUCUCGUCCACCUACAUUUUUAUCCAAUAAACCAAGUUAUAAAAGAGAACUUGAAGAUGAAGAGAAUGAUCAAGCUAAUAAGAUUGCCAAAACAGAAUAA